AUGAUGAAUGAUGGUAAAGAAGUGUCGAAAGAUACACGAAAUCAUCGUACAGUUGAAGAGGGUAUGAUGGUUGUGGAACCAGAAGGUGAAAUGAAUGAUGAUCACUGGGUAUUAGAUGAUCGCAUGAAACGUAUGAUUAUGGACUUGCAAAGGCAUUGGCUUACUGAUUAUCAACAGUCUAGGGAAAAGUUAUUGGUUGAAAUGACCGAACGACUUCAUCAGGAAUUUCUUUCGGAUCAGCAGAAAAUCAGAACAGAACUUCUCACGCAGUUCAAAGAUGAGUUAGAUGCAACUAGAGCUGAAUUGGAAGAAAAGUAUCGGGAGUCUUUAAAAGUUGAACUGGCUAAAAUAAAUGAAAAGCAUAGAAAAGAAGUAUCAAACAUUAAAAAGAAGCAAUGGUGUUGGCAAUGUGAAGCAGAAGCGAUCUAUCAUUGCUGCUGGAAUACUGCCUAUUGUAGCGUGGAGUGUCAACAAAGUCAUUGGGCAACUCAUCGAAAGUUCUGUCGACGUAAGAAACAAAAUGUCAGUGCUAAUCAGCCACAGCAACAAAAAAACACAUAG
Molecule: messenger RNA, 561 nt
Organism: Thelazia callipaeda (thelaziosis nematode)
Lineage: Eukaryota; Metazoa; Nematoda; Chromadorea; Rhabditida; Thelaziidae
Source: the annotation of a GenBank genome assembly